AUGUUUUUACAAAUAAUUGAAAAUAAAUCAUAUCUCACCACUUACCCUCAAAUACAUUCUAUUGAAUUAUCUUCAUUAUCACGUACUAAUGAAUUUUUAUCAUUAUCAUUUAUGAUCGAUUCAUCAUUCAAUCAUCUUGAAUCACUUGUUCUUUGGGAUGUUAAAUCCGACAUACUUAUGUCAAUCCUUAUCAAACUAUUAUCUUUAUCACGUCUUCAAUCAUUAACUAUUGAUAUGUUCGAUGCGUCAAUUAAUUUAACUGCUAUUUAUCAAUUAGUAUUCAAUUUAUCCAUGUUGAAAUAUUACAGAUUUUCAAUAAUCAAUACAGAUUUAUCAGUAUCAUUACCAACUGCUACUAAUCAACAACAAAGAUAA
This is a messenger RNA of Rotaria sp. Silwood2, 375 nucleotides long. Lineage: Eukaryota; Metazoa; Rotifera; Eurotatoria; Philodinida; Philodinidae. The record is from the annotation of a GenBank genome assembly.